Molecule: messenger RNA, 918 nt
Organism: Meleagris gallopavo (turkey)
Lineage: Eukaryota; Metazoa; Chordata; Aves; Galliformes; Phasianidae
Source: RefSeq, a predicted model, not a curated record
GCAGACAAAGAUAGUAGCAGGGAGCUGCCCUGAAUUCCCUCUGGACACCACGGUUUUCAGCACUGGGUGCAACAGGAGGUUGGAUAUCCUUUGCCAGAGCAAUGCAGUAAUGUCUUGUAUCAGCCUGGCUGUGUGGGCAUGGAGAACCUGGAGCUCAGGCUGUGACUCAUGCCAUCCAUCUGCUUUUAGCAAUAAUCGUAUUUCUGUGGAAGGAGCUCUGCGACUGGCAGUUGGCCUGAGAGAAAACAAGACUCUGAAGAUCCUUAAGAUGAUCAGAAAUCCCAUGCAGAACGAAGGAUGCUGUGGGGUCCUCAAAGCUCUACAGGCAAAUUCUGGCACUGGCAUGGAGAUCCUGGACCUGCCAGACAUUCCUGUGAGCAAAGAGUUGGCAGAGCUGUGUGAGGCCGUGCAAACACUUCUCCCAAAUCUUCUUCUCCGACGUGGUGGAAGCACAAAAUUGCAGAGGAAAAGUCUGUUGGCAGUCGAGCUUUGGCCUCAGCCCAAAGUGUUGGGUAAUUCCCAUAACUCUGCCUUAAUCUCCUUGGCCUUGUGAGGAGCUCAUACUCCCCAGGGUGAAGACUCCAUCUUAGGUCACGACUGGUGUUAUUUCCAGGAUGCACAACUCUUUCUUUUUUGAGUUUCACAUUGGAUGGAUGCUACAAGCUGCCAGGAAACAGGACGGGCACUCAGCAGUGAUUCAGCACUGACAGCAGCAGGUGGCUUUAACCCUUUCCCCCUCCCUGCAACGCGUCUGCCAUCACCCAGCAGCAUCCAGGGCAUCCUCUCUGUGCUGCUGGGGAGCAAAUAGCUCUAUGCAAUUACAUUUUGCAGAAAAGGAACUGUCCUAUAGAUGUACAAACUAUUCUACAUGUUAUGUAUCUAAUAAAUAACAUCUGUGUCUACGACUCCACUGUCCAA